CGCUUUGCGUCGUAGCGCAACAAUCGCAACCUGAAACCUGAUCGCAUCGUUGCAACUUUGAUGUCAGCUGCGCUUGCUUGCAAUUAGAAGCACAGGCUUGUGAAAACACUUAGUUUCUUCGUGUGCCACCAUAAUUUGGAAAACAUUUCGAAAUUUGCAGAUUGAACUCCUGAGCUAGUUUUUACCAGCUGACAGCUCCCUCACGAAAAUGGAGUGGAUUUCAAGCGACAAAUUCAUUUUCCGCAAAGGACUCGAGUGCAGAGGAAUCUCUAAUGGCCUAUUAAAGAACGAAUUCUACCUCACUGUGAACGGCAAGAGAACCUCACUGCGCAAUGUCCAAGAGGGUUCCGUUGUCCAAGUUGUCCCCAGAGUUCUUGGAGGUAAAGGAGGCUUCGGCUCCAUGCUUAGAGCCAUUGGUGCGCAAAUUGAAAAAACAACAAACAGAGAAGCGUGUCGGGACUUGAGUGGACGCCGUUUGCGAGACAUAAAUGAGGAAAAGAGGUUGAAAAAUUGGAUCAACAACAAAGCUGAAUUAGAAAAGGAGCAAAAAGAGAAAAAGCGGAAGAAGCUAGAGAAGAUGGUGGAAGAGCCAAAAGUCGAGUUCAAAGAUUCCAGAUAUGAUGAGGCAAGGUCGGAAAUGACAGAGAAAGUGGCGGAUGCACUUGAGCACGGAUUGAAGGCAGCUUCCAGUUAUUCUGGAGUUAAGAGGAAAUCCGACACAGAUUUGCAACCCAAGAAAAAGAAGAAAAUAUGGGGCAUGGAUGAUGACUUGAGUGGCUCUGACAGCAGUUCUGAAGAUGAAGACUCUGCGAAGUCCUUAAGUAGUGACAAGUAAAGCACAUAGUCUUGGUUAUGUGAUUUGAAACUCGCAGUGGACUGAAGUUAUCUUAACUUUACUAAUAUAUACUAUGCGAAGAUGAAACACACUGGCAAGGUGAUAGCAAUUGUUUAAGCAAAAUUUCCCGCAAAAUUAUUAAAAGUAGCAAAGAAAAAGGA
This is a messenger RNA of Cloeon dipterum, 996 nucleotides long. Its product is annotated as splicing regulator SDE2. Bases 209 to 835 code for a protein of 208 amino acids. Gene Ontology annotation, cellular component: nucleus. NCBI's taxonomy places the organism in Eukaryota, Metazoa, Arthropoda, Insecta, Ephemeroptera, Baetidae. The transcript has 5 exons. The record is from RefSeq and is a predicted model, not a curated record.